Amphiprion ocellaris (clown anemonefish) is the source of this 7392-nucleotide messenger RNA. RefSeq names its product disks large homolog 5-like. The record is from RefSeq and is a predicted model, not a curated record. Gene Ontology annotation, molecular function: protein binding. The transcript is spliced from 33 exons. The coding region runs from base 445 to 6408 and encodes 1987 amino acids. NCBI's taxonomy places the organism in Eukaryota, Metazoa, Chordata, Actinopteri, Pomacentridae. Gene Ontology annotation, biological process: regulation of apoptotic process.
UGAUUGGCAGUGAGCUCCAGCAGCUCGACGGUGAGACAUGGCGGAGUUUUCAGCCGCACAGAAAGGGCUCCUCAAGAGUUUCCACACUUUCACAACACGCCGAGAGGACUUCAUUUAAGGACGACGUCGCUUUCGCAGCAGAGCGGAGCUUAAAGAGGCAGCGACGUCGUUUCUUUUUUUCUUUUCUGUUUAUUUUUUUCGACAAGGACGGAGCGGCGGUUGGUGAAAAUGUGUUGUCAUCUUCGCGCAGUCAACAGCCUUGGGCAACAAAUAUGGCUACUUCUUGUGUAUCCUUCAGUUCGGGCUCAAACCCGUCCCGACUGGGAGAGUUUCGGUAAGUAGUCCGAAGUGAAGUUGACUACCAGAAAGAUUAAGAAGCUGGGUUUUUGUCCCCCCCUCCCCGAAGCUAAACCGAAACGGAGAGAAAAGGAGCGAGAGGAGGAGAUGGAGCCCAAACAUAAAGAGUUGUUGGAGAAAUGUUACCAGAACUUGGUGGAGUCGAUAACAGAUGCGGACCGAGUUGUGGAUGUUUUGGCUCACUGCGGGACCCUGAGCCAGUCUGAACGCUACGAGCUGGGACACAACUGCUCCUCCAACUCGGAAAAAGUGGACCUUCUGCUGAAGAUACUCACAAGUAAGGACAGAGACCAUUUCGCAGAGUUUUGCUCAGCUCUGGAGGCGACGCACCCUCACCUGCACUCGGUUCUGCUCAAUGGCAUCGGACCGGUGGAUCAUACAACCGGGUCCACUUACAGCGUGUUGUCCACCAUGCCGUCGGACUCGGAAAGCAGCAGCUCUCUCAGCAGCUUAGGUACUCCUGGUCAAGCCUCCUCCCCUCCGCCUGCCCACAUGGAAAGCCACCAGGUGAACGAGAAGAUGGAGACGGUUCUGUUCCAGCUGAGACAUGUGACACGCGAAAGGGACGACCUACGCAAACGUCUGGCCCUCUCUUCACCUGGAACCACCUUCGAUGACUGCAGACCAAACUCCAAAGCAGGUCAUGACUAUGAGCGUCUCAAGCUGCAGUGCAUGAAGGCAAUGGCAGACCUGCAAUCCCUGCAGAACCAGCAUAGCACCACCCUGAAGAGGUGCGAGGAGGCAGUGAAGAAAGCAGACUUCUACCAUACGCUGCACAGCCGUCUGGCCAGCGAGCACACCCAGCUGAAAGAGGAGCUGGAGGCAGUAAGACAGGACAACAUCCAGCUGGUCAGAGAGCACAACCAUGUGAAGCAGGCCUGCGAAGAGCUGAGGCGGCUACAUGACGAUGACCAGAGGGAAGUGGCUGAUAUGAGGAUGCUGCACCAGCAGGUGAUGAGAGAGGGGUCAUCUGAUGUCCUUAACAAGCUGUAUGACACAGCUGUGGAUAAACUGGAAGCCAUGAAGAGUGACUACGAGGCUCUGAGGAAGCACUACAAUGAGAAGACGGCAAAUCACAACGCAGACCUGAGCCGUUUGGACCAGGCUGAGGAGGAGAACCAUCGGCUGCAGAAGCAGCUGGACAUGCUGCUGAAACAGAGAGAUGCUGCCAUCCACUACCAGCAGCAGUACUCUUCCUCUAUUAGAAGGUUUGACAACACGCAGCAAGAACUUUCCAAAGCCACAGCUCAGAAUAAGGAGCUGCAGCGAGAGAUGGACCGGCUCCAGUCAGAGACGACCCGGCUGAAGACCCAGCAGCUCAAGGCAGCGAAGGACAGUGAGAAAUACAAGGAGGAGCGGGACUCUGUGAUCAGCGAAUACCGCUUGAUCAUGAGCGAACGGGACCAGGUGAUCAAAGAGGUGGACAGGCUUCAGACAGGCCUGGAGGUGGCAGAGGCAAAGCUCAAGAACACUUCCUCAGAGAGACGAGUGGCCAACGAGGAGCUCGAGGCUCUCAGACAGGAGCUGGCCUCAGCACUGGUGGACAGGGACCGGGCAGUGUGUGAAAAGAAUGAGCUGCUAGAGAAAUACUGCCACGAGGUGAAAGACAAGACUGAGGCCCAAAAGGAGCUGAACCAGGCCUGCAAAGACAUCGAGACAGUGCGAGAGGAGAGGGACGUGGCCCGGAAGGAGAGGACAGAGGCCAUCAUCCAGAGGGACCAGCUGCUGCGAGAGUAUUACCAGGCCAGACAGAAACAAGACUGUGCCACUCUGGACAUGGAACGAGCCAACAAGGAGAUCGAGAUGCUGAGGAAGCAGUAUGAGGCCAUAUCUCAGGAGCUGAAGGAGGCCCUACAAGAGGCCGAGGUAGCCAAGUGUCGACGGGACUGGGCCUUUCAGGAGAGAGACAAGAUAGUGGCAGAGAGGGAGAGCAUACGCACGCUGUGUGACAACCUGAGACGAGAGAGGGAUCGAGCUGUGAGUGAUCUGGCAGAUGCUCUGAGGAAUCUGGAUGACAUGAGGAAGCAGAAGAACGAUGCUUCGCGGGAGCUCAAAGAACUAAAAGAAAAGUUGGAGGACCAGUUAGAAAAGGAAGCAAGAUAUCGCCAGCUAAUGGCUCACAGUUCACAUGAUUCAGCCAUAGACACAGACUCAAUGGAGUGGGAGACGGAAGUUGUAGAGUUGGAGAAGCACAGAGACAUGGAUUUGAAAGCACUUGGGUUUGAUAUUGCUGAGGGGAUAAAUGAUCCCUAUUUACCAGGAGAUUGCGGCAUAUUUGUCACUAAGGUGGAUAAAGGAAGUAUUGCUGAAGGAAGGUUAAGGGUGAACGAUUGGUUGUUGAAAAUUAAUGAUGUGGACCUGACCAACAAGGACAGGACGCAGGUGAUCAAAACGGUGCUGAGUGGGGAGGGAGUGAUCAAUAUGGUGGUUCGUAGAAGGAAGUCACUGGGAGGACGGAUCAUCACUCCGAUCCAGAUAAACCUGGCUGGACAGAAAGACAGUGGUAUAGGUUUGGAAAGUGGAGUGUUUGUUGCCACUUUGGCUGCAGGAAGUCCAGCUGCCAGGGACUGCAAUCUUACUGUUGGUGACAGACUGUUAGCUAUCAAUGGAAUUGCACUCGAAAACAAGUCACUCUCUGAAUGUGAGUCUCUGCUGAGAAACUGCCACAGUUCUCUGAGCAUCUCCCUCAUGAAGUUCCUCCCUCAGAGCUCUUCUGGCCAGAGUUUAUUUGAAACUUUGAGAGACUCAGAAAAGACAUCUCGUGUCCAAACCUGUGAGGUCCACACAAGGAACUGCAGGAAUUCUAAGCACAACUGCUCCACACAAACUGACAUUUGCAGCUGCGACUUGGGCAGCAGAGAGGAGGACACAUGUAAAGAUACAGGAGACUCUCUGGAUAGCAGCAGCAGCAGUGCUCAUUCCCACCACAAACCAUUUUCCAACAGCUCCCUACACUCCCACUCCCUUUCCACUUCACACAGUUCUUCAGAGCCCCACCCAGAGUUCUGCUACAGGAGGCAGGACCUCCACCAUCGCCCCUUCACCUUCACCCCUGUUAUAUCAGACUGCACCUCACCUCAGGCCGCUGUGGACCAACUACAGAGCUCGCCUGUGAAGGCCAGCGGAGGCACUUGGCCCAGAGUUAUAGCAGGAGCUUCUAUUCCAGAGUGCACUCAGCUCUCCAUUUACAAAAAACCCAAACAGAGGAAGUCCAUCUUUGAUGUGAAUGCUUUCAGGAGACCCGAGACAACUCCAAAACUGGACUAUAUGUCUCUCUCUCAGUUGCCCAAGCACUCACCGCAGAGCUCAUUGUCUGAAUCUGCUCAAACGCCCCCUACCCCUCCAGCCAGGAGUGACUCAUUUAGGUUCAAACACCGGCAGCAGAACAGCUCAGCAUCCGACUCCACCAUCACCACAGGCACACCACCGGCCUCCCCAGCCCAAGCAACCAGCCGACAGGACGACGGAGAGGUGGGAAAGCAGCAUUAUUACACCGAUGCUCCUCCAGGAGAGACAAAGACCAACUCCAAGAAACCUGCUGAGGAGGAGGGGAGUCGACACAGGACAGAGGUGCUGGAAAAGAAGAGGUACCGACCAAAAUCUGCACCAGCACUACGACGAAAUGUGACUCCAUUACACAUCCCCGUUCCCAUGCAGGUACAGAGUUUCUCUAAUGACGAACACUCCCCUGAACCGAUGGACUUGUUACGCUUCUCUCCUAUGCGAACUAAUCGGUACAGCAUGCAAUUUGCACCUCCAAGCUACAGUAGCAUCACAGCACACCCAGCACAAAGAGGUUUAGCCCCAUGUCCUGCUGUGACAGCUGUCAUGAGGAACCCUGUCUACACAGCCUGGAGCCACGAGAUCCAGACCAACAACUGUCCUCCCGCUCCCAGCUCAGGCAUUCACCCGCAUUCACACACAAGCCCCCAGCAUCAAGGUCGCCUCAGCUUGGACCUCAGCCAUAAACGCACUGGAGACAUGACUGAGACGAGCUGCAGCCAACCGCCACACAGCACUCACUCCUUGCCCUCCAGCGCCAGACUUAGUUCCUCUGCUACUUUGCAGUUUAGGGCAGAACGCAUUAAGAUCCCUCCAACUCGUUAUCCUCGCUCCACUGGAUCUGACAGAGGCUCCCUUUCACAUUCGGAGUGUAGCAGCCCGACCCCUCCAAUGUCCCCUGUCAACCUGGAGACAUCGUCUUUCACCAGCAGCCAGUCGCAGAGCUCCAUUUCCACCCAGCCCAGGAUAUCAGUCAGCCCUGCUCCAGUUGGUGACAGACGAAAGGAUGGGCCUUACUUGGAGGAACCACGCAAUGUGACGGUGCAGAAAGGAGCAGAACCUCUCGGUAUCUCCAUUGUGAGUGGAGAGAACGGUGGGGUAUUUGUGUCCAAAGUGACAGCAGGCAGCAUCGCUCAUCAAGCUCGUUUAGAGUAUGGAGACCAACUCCUCGAGUUUAAUGGAAUCAACCUUCGCAAUGCCAACGAGCAGCAGGCGCGGCUGGUCAUCGGGCAGCAAUGUGACACAGUCACCAUUUUGGCUCAGUAUAAUCCUCACAUGUUUCAGCUGGGCAAUCACUCUCGUUCUGGUUCUCGGAUGGAAUCCAUCAGCAACCAGCCGACACCCCGGGAAAGCGGAGCCACCACCCCAGACCAUCACUCCAAUGUUGAUACACUGAGUGAGCAGGAUGAGGGCACCAUGACACCACCAUCCAAGCAGACAACUCCUGCCACCAGUCCUCACAGCUCCUUCAGGCUUCCUGGUUCAUUUACAAACAGGAGUGCAGAGUCUCGACUGGUGAGGCUGAAGAGAAUCCAUGUAGAACUAGGAGUUCAAAUUUGUGGAGGAAAUCUUUAUGGCAUUUUUGUGGAGAGUCUGGAUGACGACAGUCCUGCUAAGAGUGCUGACGGCCUGUUGACGGGAGACUUGAUACUGGAGUAUAAUGGCAUUAGCAUGAAGAAUAAAACUAAAGAAGACGCUUACCUGGAAUUGCUGAAGCCAGCUGAAACAAUCACAUUCAAGGUCCAGAACCGUGUAGACAUCCUUGCUGAAAUAAAGGAGUCUCCUGGAGAUGGAUUUUUUAUAAGAGCACUUUAUGAGAAGGUGGCAGAAGUAGAGCAGGACCUGAGCUUUAAGAAGGAUGACAUCCUGUAUGUUGAAGACACAUUACCAAAUGGCAAUUUUGGCUACUGGAUGGCCUGGCAACUUGAUGAAAAUGCACAGAAGCUGGAGAAAGGGCAGAUUCCAAGUAAAUACAUGAUGGACCAGGAGUUCUACAGAAGACACAGCAUGGCUGAUAUGAAAGAUGAUAAUGGCACCAGCAAGACUCUUUCUGCCGCUGCUCGGAGGUCGUUCUUCCGUCGCAGGUUAAAGCACAAACGCAGCGGAUCCAAGGAUGGCAAGGACCUCACGGCUCUGGAUGCCAUAAGCACAGAUUCUUUACCCAUCACAGAGGAUGGAGUGAGCCUGAUGUACCAGCGCGUUCAGAAGGUGGAGUGUUCGUCGCCUAGACCAGUGCUGGUGUUGGGUCCUUUAGUGGAGGCCAGUAAGGACAUGUUGGUAAAGGAAGCUCCUGCCAAAUUCUGCCGCUGUCUGCCUGAAAUUAUGAAGGCAUCUCAGCAGGCAAUAGAGCGUGGAGUGAAGGAUUGUGUGUUCAUUGACUACAAACGGAGGAGCGGCCACUUUGACGUGACAACUGUUGCAUCAAUAAAAGAGAUCACAGAGAAGGACUGUCACUGUUUGCUUGACAUUGCCCCUCACGCCAUCGAACGUCUUCACAGCGUUCACAUCUACCCAAUCGUCAUAUUCAUUCGCUACAAAAAUGCCAAGCAGAUAAAAGAGCAGAAGGACCCUUUGUACCUGCGGGAUAAACUCUCACAGAAACAUUCCAAGGAGCAGUUUGAGGCGGCACAGAAAGUAGAGCAGGAGUACAGCCGCUUCUUCACAGGCGUUGUCCAAGGAGGCAGCGUCUCCUACAUUUGCACUCAGAUCAUGACCAUCGUGGAGCAGGAACAGAGUAAAGUGCUGUGGAUUCCAGAUGGAGCACCGUAGAAAUCUCACCUCACUACAUGUCGCGCAUAAACACGUUACAGGGUGUGGUUUUUAUUAUGGGAUACGGAACAAAUCGGUACAUCUGUACGCUGCAGAGACACAUAUGGUUUAACGUCCAAUACUUUUUCUCAUAUUCCAAUAUCAGCACUGAUGGUGAUCAUGCAAUAUUCCCACUACAAUAGUAAUGUACUGUACUACAGAUAGAUUUGUUUACACUAGUAUUUAAUACUUGAAUGUUUUAUCCUCCCUUACAUCUAGUAGCUCUCCUUUAUUCCCACUUUGUCCCAUGAACAUGUCGGACCACAAGAAGUCAAGAUGGGCGCAAACUGAAAACCUUAUUCUUGAAAUGAAGUUAAAUCGGACCACUGUGUUCCUUUCUCUAUAUUUAUACACAUUUUCCUGCCAUUUAAUUUAUCUAAUCAAAUCAAAGAUGUUGGUUAUGAACCUUUUGUUAUACAAAUGUAGUUGUCUAGUUAAUAGGAAGGAUGAUAUUUUACUAUUAAUGUUCUUAUUUAUAGAGGAGAAGUUGUGGCAGAUUUGCUUCCUUCACAUUAUGUUGCAGUUUUGUGUUUUUAUGAUGCUGUCUGAACGUACCGUUCUUUGUUUUUUCCAUUUCAGUCCUCAAACAUAAUAUUGUGCCAAGCUAAAAAUAUCUGUUCAUCACUAUACAUUCUUGAAUUUAUUAACACUACAACUUCUAUGGUAAAUCAUCCAGCAGGUUUGCUAGUUUUAACCAUUUUGCCCGGGUUUGUGUGUUCUACUGGUAUUGCCAAUAUUGUUCCUCUUUGUCAAGUGGAUUUUUUUUUUUUAAGAAGGGAUGUUUCAUUUCUGGUUCAUGGUUGGCUGUCAGCUAAACACAUGUUCAUGUUGAAUUUUCAGUAAAAUCAACAUUUCAUCUUCAAGUCAGAUGAAACUCUUUAGGGCAGGUUUUUCUCCAAAUGAAGGUUUCUUAUGAAAUAUUAAAAACAGAGCACAGUUAAUGGA